AUGGGAAAAUCAUUUUUUAAUCGUCGAAGCAAAUUGUGGUGGGGGCACUAUCAUCUAAGGAUAGGUAGUCGUCUACAAGUUCGAUUAAAUAAAGGAGUGAAAUUUUCUCAUUUUGAGCACAUAGGACGAUUUAUAGCCUUUGCCAGACAAUCAAGAUUUUUAAGAGCAGCAACACUCAGUAAGUGUCUGAGGCGAAACUUUUGGGGGUCUGAUUUUUAUUAUGAUGGAAAACCAAAAAGUAAAGAAAAUCCUCAGCAAAUUUUUAAAAAUUCACA
This is a messenger RNA of Plasmodium reichenowi, 275 nucleotides long. RefSeq lists its product as hypothetical. The transcript has 3 exons. The record is from RefSeq and is a predicted model, not a curated record. NCBI's taxonomy places the organism in Eukaryota, Apicomplexa, Aconoidasida, Haemosporida, Plasmodiidae. The annotation marks the transcript as partial.